Molecule: messenger RNA, 3070 nt
Organism: Gadus macrocephalus (Pacific cod)
Lineage: Eukaryota; Metazoa; Chordata; Actinopteri; Gadiformes; Gadidae
Gene: slc25a28
Product: solute carrier family 25 member 28
Exons: 4
Coding region: 182-1381 (399 amino acids)
Biological process (GO): iron import into the mitochondrion
Cellular component (GO): mitochondrial membrane
Molecular function (GO): ferrous iron transmembrane transporter activity
Source: RefSeq, a predicted model, not a curated record
ACUUCCCCCUAUGGUGUCCGCCUUGGCCUUGGAUGGGAGUGUGGUAGUAGAGGUGUGCGAGGGAAUGGCGAAGCAAAUACGCGGCUUCAAAUCGUCUCAGGGGAAUGCAUAAACUUUUAUGUUUUGAUUGACAUCAAGGCGGCUGUCUAUCGCUAUCUUCGGGCCUCUGCGUGUAGUCUGGAUGCCGAUGGAAGUAGAGGGGUUCGUAAGGAAACGUCGGAUGACAGCGGAGACGUCAGGCAAUGAAUCUGGGGUAGCUGGUGCCUCAGCCGGGGCAGAAGUUCGAUGGCUUGGGGGUAGAUUCUGGGGACUUUCGGAAAGUAUCAUGGGCACUUUGACACCCCGGGUCGGGGGCGAACUAGACCUACAGACUGUCCAUUAUUGCUGUGGGCCGCCAGAUCUGACAGAGGACUCCGAUGCGGACUACGAGGGGUUGCCACAGGGAGCUUCCACCAGCACCCACAUGUUGGCCGGAGCCGUAGCCGGGAUCAUGGAACACUGCCUCAUGUUUCCCAUCGACUGUGUCAAGACUCGCAUGCAGAGCCUGCAGCCGGACCCCGCCGCCCACUACAGAAAUGUGAUGGAUGCCCUGCGGCGAAUCAUAACCACAGAGGGAGUUUGGCGACCAAUGAGAGGGCUGAACGCCACAGCAGUCGGGGCGGGACCGGCCCACGCUCUCUAUUUCGCCUGCUACGAGAAACUUAAAAAGACUCUAAGUGAUCGCAUUCAUCCAGGGGCUAACAGUCAUUUGGCUAAUGGGGCGGCGGGAUGUGUGGCUACACUGCUUCACGAUGCUGCCAUGAACCCAGCGGAAGUGGUGAAGCAGCGGAUGCAGAUGUACAACUCGCCGUACCGCGGCGUGCUGGACUGCGUGCGCGCCGUGUGGCGUACGGAGGGCGGCGGCGCCUUCUACCGCAGCUACACCACGCAGCUCACCAUGAACGUGCCCUUCCAGGCGCUGCACUUCAUGACCUACGAGUACCUGCAGGAGCAGCUCAACCCCCACAGACAGUACAACCCCUCGUCCCACGUGGUGUCGGGCGCGCUGGCCGGGGCCAUCGCCGCCGCCGCCACCACGCCGCUGGACGUGUGCAAGACGUUGCUCAACACCCAGGAGUCGCUGGCGCUGGGCUCGCUGGCGGCGGCGCCCGGCCCCGGCCAGAGCCCCGCCCCUCACAGACAGAUCACGGGGCUGGCCCACGCCUUCCGGACGGUGUACAGGCUGGGCGGCCUGCGGGGCUUCUUCAGGGGCUCGCAGGCCCGCGUCAUCUACCAGAUGCCCUCCACGGCCAUCAGCUGGUCGGUGUACGAGUUCUUCAAGUACGGCCUCACCAAGCGCCAGCACGGGCGCAGGCUGCAGCACCGUGAGGCCGAGAUGUAGAGCUCCUCGCCCUCCUUCUCCUCCCUCCUCCUCCCCCCUCCUCCCUCCUCCUCCUCCCGUCUCCCUCCUCCUCCUCCUCCCUCCUCUUCCCCCCCCCCCCUCCCUCCCCUCCCUCCCCCCCCUCCUCCGCUGUAUGGGGCCACUGAGAAGGUGUGCAGUCAUCACAAUCACAAAGAGAAUAGAAAUGACCCCCCCCCCCCCCCCCCACCUGGUCAGACAAAGCAGAUAUAUGAAAGACAGCUUGUGUACAUUUCCUUUGGCUCCUUCUGUUGCUGAGCCUCUGUUGGUAUGGACAGGCAGGACUGGGGGGGGCUUUGUUUCUGAGGAGAUGAUAUUUACAUGGUGUAGCACCACUCAGGUCUCUGACUGGCGCGGCGAGCUUCAUCGGUCUAUGAAUGUGAACCGUUGGGUUGGAGAGAUGGUCUACAGACGGUCUCUGACUGGCGCGGGGAGCUUCAUCGGUCUAUGAAUGUGAACCGUUGGGUUGGAGAGAUGGUCUACAGACGGUCUCUGACUGGCGCGGCGAGCUUCAUCGGUCUAUGAAUGUGAACCGUUGGGUUGGAGAGAUGGUCUACAGACGGUCUCUGACUGGCGCGGGGAGCUUCAUCGGUCUAUGAAUGUGAACCGUUGGGUUGGAGAGAUGGUCUACAGACGGUCUCUGACUGGCGCGGCGAGCUUCAUCGGUCUAUGAAUGUGAACCGUUGGGUUGGAGAGAUGGUCUACAGACGGUCUCUGACUGGCGCGGGGAGCUUCAUCGGUCUAUGAAUGUGAACCGUUGGGUUGGAGAGAUGGUCUACAGACGGUCUCUGACUGGCGCGGGGAGCUUCAUCGGUCUAUGAAUGUGAACCGUUGGGUUGGAGAGAUGGUCUACAGACGGUCUCUGACUGGCGCGGGGAGCUUCAUCGGUCUAUGAAUGUGAACCGUUGGGUUGGAGAGAUGGUCUACAGACGGCGGAGCAUUGUUAGGUUCGACUGAAGGUAUAACGCAAUUUUACACAAUAUUCACACUUUAAGUAUUACAUUAGAGACCAAAAAUCAAUGAAAUUAAAUGUGAUCUUUUUUGUAAGGAUCCCCAGGCCGCCAACGAUCCCACUGGACCUAAUGGGACACACUUGGGAUUUAAAUUAGCUUGUGUAGAACAGGUAUCUCUGAAGCUGUGAAUUUGGUGACCUCUGAAAUAAAAAAAUAAUCUGAAAUAUAUAAACUUGACCCAGUCCUGAUCCAAGACACCGAUGUGGUCCACCAGGCAGAAACCGACUCUUAAUGGGUUCCAUCAGUCAUUAUUAUCAUCGGUUUAUUUUUCAUGAAGUCUGGUUAACGUAUAAAGCAUUGCAUUGAUACAUACGAUCAUCCCUUAAAAUUGUACAACUUAAUAUUAAUGUUGCCAUCUCAAUUUGGCAGAAAAAAUUAUAGCAGAACAUGGGUUUGCAGUUUCAUCUCGAUAGCAAAAUGAGUGAAAUUGGGCAGAGCUGAGUUGAAGCUUUAUGGGCUGUAUGUCUGUAACCUGUAUGUUUUAGACCUCAAUUGUUUCAAUACCGUACCUACUCUUCAUGCUAACGUGGCCAUGUGUAGUGUGUCGACUGCCUGGAUUCUGUUUGAAUUGAAGCUCUCAUUCUUGAUGGUUGUCUGUUAGAGGCAACACUGGCACUGCACUCUCUCUGCUUAAUAAAGAGUUUAACGUUGGGCCUCA